This is a messenger RNA of Enhydra lutris kenyoni (northern sea otter), 1209 nucleotides long. RefSeq lists its product as uncharacterized. The coding region runs from base 1 to 1209 and encodes 402 amino acids. Gene Ontology annotation, molecular function: cell-cell adhesion mediator activity. Lineage: Eukaryota; Metazoa; Chordata; Mammalia; Carnivora; Mustelidae. The record is from RefSeq and is a predicted model, not a curated record. Gene Ontology annotation, biological process: negative regulation of macrophage activation; regulation of immune response. The transcript is spliced from 9 exons.
AUGAGGUCAGAGAAUGCUCUUGAAACCACACCCCAGCUGAGUCAGCCUGAUGUGGAAUCUUUAAUCAACGAAGUUUUUCCUGUAUACAGACAUGACAUAUCAGAUAAUAAGAUCCAAGGUUCCCCACACAGAAUAAAAUACAAAAAUAAUGAAACAGCUGUAUUUGGAGAAAAUGUGACCAUCUUCUGCAAUUUAACAACUCCAGCAGAUAUUGUGCAAAUUACCUGGCAGAAGAUUCAAGGUUCUUUGCCACAAAAUAUUGGCACAUAUAGCAGUGUAUAUGGAGAAACGAUUCUUCCACCAUACAGAGAUCGACUGCACUGUGAGGUCAUCGAACCCAAUUCCUCAUUCAUAACUAUCCGUGAAGUAACAUUUGAAGAUGAAGCUUGCUACAAAUGUCUAUUUAAUGUGUUCCCACAUGGCAGCCAUGGGGGACAAAUCUGCCUUACCAUUAUAGCUCUAUCUGGAUUAAAAACUGAACUCCAGUCCAAUCUUGACUCUGAAGAUUUUCUUAGAUUUAUUUACUCAGCUGUGGGAAAACCUGUUCCCCAAAUAUCUCUUUUCCCAUCACAAGUCUUGAUUAAUCCUCCUGAGGAAUACCUUGCUCAGAAUCCAAAUGGCACAGUGACUAUCACUAAAAUGUGCACCAUCUCCUUGGAGGCUGUGAGGUCCCUAGGUCUCCAAUAUCUGACUGUGCACAUGGAUCAUCCUCUAAGGAAUGAAGAGAAGAUUGUUCCCUUGUCAGUCAAACAAGAAUGUACUUCUCAUUCUCCUUAUACUUGGUUGCGUAUCAUUGGUCUACCCAUACUUCUGUUAUGUUUUUUGUCAAUUGUUAUCUAUCUUAUUUGGAGAAAGAAAAAGUCAGAGAAUGCUCUUGAAACCACACCCCAGCUGAGUCAGCCUGAUGUGGAAUCUUUAAUCAACGAAGUUUUUCCUAUUAAGCCCCACCAAUUUUCAAAGCUCCUGGAGUUAAGUCCUGCUGAUUUUCAAAGCCAGAUGUUAGUGUUGCAGGAUUACAGGGCUCCUGUCUCACGGAGUGGAAGAAAAUCUCGUGGACACAAAAGGCGUCUCCACUUGCCAGCAAUAGCUGUGAAGCCUAGUCAGGAAGGUCAGGGGCCUCCUAUUUCCUCAGCCUACACCUUCAUCCCUUCCCUAUUCGCGGACAGGACCUGUGCACAGAAAGAGCUAAACUGGGAUCGUGAGCAGUGA